CAUUUUAUCUGUUGCGGAAGAGUCAAUGUCUAAGUCAUGCAAGUUCGGCAUAAAAUGCAGCUACGCAGGAGCAAGUGUACAGGAUGGCUCAGGACCUGCUACAAUAGAUGUUGUGGCCGACAUCAAGAGUGAACGGGUUGUUGUCUUAGGAGGCAAUGGUUUUGUUGGUUCUGCAAUUUGCAAGGCUGCAGUAUCCAAGGGUGUAGAAGUUAUAAGCCUGAGCAGGUCAGGACGUCCUACUUACUCAGCAUCAUGGGUGGAUCAGGUUAAUUGGAUAUCAGGAGAUGUUUUCUAUGCAAACUGGGAUGAAGUACUUGUUGGGGCUACUGCAGUGGUUUCUACCCUUGGUGGCUUUGGAAGUGAGGAACAGAUGCAAAGGAUCAAUGGUGAGGCCAAUGUUGUGGCUGUGAAUGCUGCAAAGGAUUUUGGGAUUCCCAAGUUUAUCUUAAUCUCAGUGCAUGACUACAACCUACCAUCAUUUCUUCUGCAAUCAGGAUACUUCACAGGGAAGAGGAAAGCGGAGUCAGAGGUUCUCUCCAAGUAUCCGAACUCUGGAGUUGUUCUAAGACCCGGUUUAAUAUAUGGAAAGAGGAGAGUGGAUGGGGUUGAGAUUCCACUGGAUUUGAUUGGUGCACCACUUGAGAGAAUUCUCCAAGCUGUUGAGAACUUCACCAAACCCUUAAGUUCUCUUCCAGCAUCUGACCUGCUCCUGGCCUCCCCUGUGAACGUUGAUGAUGUUGCCUUUGCAGUCAUAAAUGCAGUAACAGAUGAUGAUUUCUUUGGCAUUUUCACGAUUGACCAAAUCAAGGAAGCUGCAGCUAAAGUGAAAGUUUGAAUCACUUCCCCCUUUUCGACCAGCAGAUACAAUUCAUAGUUUUCAUCCACUUUCAUGUCUGGCAAAUAUCAGCUGAUGAUUCAAAAAUCUGUUGAACUCGAGUAAUCCACAUUGAGAUACUUUCAAUAAUGGGAUUGAACUUGGUCAUAAUUCAUACUCCAUUUAGCUCUAAUUUAUGUAUGUUGUUGUUCCCCGCACAAGAUCCAGGGG
Rubroshorea leprosula is the source of this 1045-nucleotide messenger RNA. The record is from the annotation of a GenBank genome assembly. NCBI's taxonomy places the organism in Eukaryota, Viridiplantae, Streptophyta, Magnoliopsida, Malvales, Dipterocarpaceae.